Messenger RNA from Olea europaea var. sylvestris, 5235 nucleotides. Its product is annotated as sodium/hydrogen exchanger 7-like. NCBI's taxonomy places the organism in Eukaryota, Viridiplantae, Streptophyta, Magnoliopsida, Lamiales, Oleaceae. Gene Ontology annotation, cellular component: chloroplast envelope; membrane. The record is from RefSeq and is a predicted model, not a curated record. The transcript is spliced from 29 exons. The coding region runs from base 167 to 4942 and encodes 1591 amino acids. Gene Ontology annotation, biological process: proton transmembrane transport. Gene Ontology annotation, molecular function: sodium:proton antiporter activity.
CGGGACCAUUUAUCUGUCUGACUUGUCUGUUUGUAUUCUUCACGAACGCACACAAACACUCUAAACUCUCCCCCUCCCUCUCCCUCCUUCCGUCUUAAUCUACUGUUUGUAUUGUAAUCGAACUGGAAGUGUAAUAAUCCGGCGGCUGAAUACAUUUGCCGGAGAAAUGGCUUCGAUUUUGACAUCCGAAACGAGGCAGGUGGCCUUGAGAAUCUUGCAAGAGGAGUCAACUUCUGCAUCCAAUCCGACAGACGCAGUGAUAUUCGUCGGGAUCAGCUUGGUGUUGGGAAUUGCGUGUCGCCACGUGCUGAGGGGCACUCGUGUUCCCUACACUGUUGCCCUGCUUAUUCUCGGCAUUGGACUUGGUGCUCUAGAAUACGGAACAAGUCACAAAUUGGGAAAGAUUGGCGACGGCAUUCGUAUCUGGGCAAAUAUUGAUCCUGACCUUCUCUUGGCCGUGUUUCUUCCUGCACUUCUUUUUGAGAGUUCAUUUUCGAUGGAAGUGCAUCAGAUAAAGGAAAGGAAUAUGCAUCAACUUCUCUCUCUUGACUUGAAGAUUAUGGAAAAACAGCGAGAAGACAUUGAUGUUGUUAAAUUUCUUCUUGGUCAACCACCGAAAUUUGAAGCUGUCAGGGCACAGAUACUGGGGGAAAAGAACUUCCAAGUCUCCCAGAGACAUUCUCUCGUAUUCAGCGCUCUACUCUCUCCGAUAAUACACCUAAUAGAGAUCAUUCUGCCUUUGUUUCCAGGGGUGACUCAUUUAGGGGUGGACACAGUGGUCGAAGUGGACGUGGUGUUAGCUCUAGAGGUGGACGAGAUAUUAGAAGCAGUAGCCGUUUGGGAAAUCUUGAACCUCGAAAAUGUACUCACUAUGGUCGUACAGGUCACUUCAUUGAUUAUUGUUGGGAUUUACAUGGCAAACCAUCUGGUUUUGCCAAUAAGGUCUCGUCUAAUGAGGACCAUCACCCAAUAUCUGGACCGCCACACUCACUCAGUCAGGUACUUUAUCUUCUCAUUGUCUAUUGUAAUCCUUCACAAUUCGUGGAUUAUCAAUUCUCGUGCAACAGAACACAUGACUGGUUCGUCUACUUCUCUCCUCGAUUAUCAUCUUGCUCAGGCAAUACUUCUCCUUCUCCUAACAUUACCAGAACUAUGUAAGUUGAAAAAGGCUUUAUAUGGGUUAAAGCAAUCACCGAGGAAAUGGUUUGGAAAGUUUUCUGAGGUUGGUCUAAAAUUUGGUCUUCAAAGGUGUCAAACAGAUUAUUCAGUAUUUCAUCUACAAACUGGUGCAGGUCAUAUUAUCCUUGUAGUUUAUGUAGAUGAUAUUGUAAUAACUGGUGAUGAUGCAAAUGGGAUUGCUCGAUUGAAACAGUUUCUACAAAAAUAUUUCCAGACCAAAGAUCUAGGCAAGUGUUACACUGAACAAGGAAAGCUAUUAGAGGAUGGUAGGAAAACUUAUUUACCAAUCCACACAAUGUUGAGUGAUCCCAUCUUGCCAUCUCUCUUUAUCAAUACUACUGACUACUUCUCUCGACUACUCAUGCAACAGUUCCAGGCUUACCCUUUAUGGGCUGUCAGUAUGGAAGUAGUACUCUUGCCUCACAUCUCUUUUGCUAAUGAUGUGAUUAUAUUCACCAAUGACCAUAAGCAGUCUAUUCGGAAGUUACUCGAUUACGUGGAGUAUUACGGGAGUGUUUCUAGUCAGUUGAUAUCGUUGUGGGCUCAGUUCUUAUUGGGCAAGUACUGUAUUGGGACUCACUCUCUUUUUGCUUCUAUUCCAUAUUUAGCUUCACCUAUUUGGAGGUUGAAGUCGCACUCUCUUGCAGGGCGUAGGGACUCGACUAUCGCCUCAUCUCUUGGCGUUUCUCUUAAUCUUCCUUCCUCUGCACACCCUAUAUUGAUUUUUUGGUGUAUUUCAACGAUGGGAUCUCACAAGAUCAACACCGAUGGAUCCACCAAGGAUGGAUUUGCUAAUGAUGGGGGCAAUUAUUGGGAUGGAGGACCAUGGGCUAUUCAGAACAUUCUAAGUCAGAUCAAACAUAUUCUCAGAUUUGACCGUGAUACUAUUUCUCACACUUAUCGUGAGGAGAACCAAGUCAUCGAUUCAUUUGCAUCUGAGGGAUGGGACCAGUGCAAGCAGGAGUAUGGACCACCUGACCUACCACAAGGAACUCGGGCUCUUGUGCAGUAUUUCCCCUCUUAUUACUUGCCUUCAUUUGUUGCAUUUAUUCGCUUUCGGGAGGAUGAAAGGAUUCUUAUAGUUAGCUGUGUAUUGACUAUAAAGCCAGGCCAAUAUAUGUCACAGGCUCAAGAAGGGGCUGAAGUUUCUGGUGUCUUGACAGUCAUGACUUUAGGAAUGUUCUACUCUGCUGUUGCUCGGACUGCCUUUAAGGGUGAAAGUCAGGGAAGCUUGCAUCAUUUUUGGGAAAUGGUUGCUUACAUUGCUAAUACCUUAAUCUUCAUCUUAAGUGGAGUAGUUAUAGCUGAAGGUGUUCUCCAAAGUGACAGCAUAUUCAAAACCUAUGAACACUCUUGGGGUUAUCUCUUACUCCUUUACCUGUUCGUCCAAGUAUCCCGAUUAGUUGUAGUUGGUGUAUUAUUUCCAUUUCUGCAAUAUUUUGGCUAUGGGCUGGAUUGGAAAGAAGCUAUCAUUCUGGUCUGGUCUGGUCUGCGAGGGGCUGUGGCAUUGUCACUUUCACUCUCAGUUAAGCGAUCCAGCGACAACUCAUCAUAUAUCAGUAAAGACACUGGGACUCUGUUUGUCUUCUUAACUGGUGGAAUUGUAUUUCUUACGCUUAUCGUGAAUGGAUCAACAACACAAUUUGUUUUACAUCAUCUUAAUUUGGAUAAGCUAACAGCGGCUAAGAGGCGCAUAUUGGAAUACACGAAGUAUGAAAUGUUGAACAAAGCAUUAGAGGCAUUUGGUGAUCUUGGAGAUGACGAGGAAUUGGGACCAGCUGACUGGCCUACUGUUAAGAGAUACAUUGCAUGUUUGCAUGAUCUUGACGGUGAACAAGUACACCCUCAUUCUUCUGAAAACGACGACAACAUUGACCAUAUGAAUUUAAAAGAUAUUCGAGUACGCUUCUUAAAUGGUGUUCAGGCAUCUUACUGGAGCAUGCUUGAUGAGGGAAGGAUCACACAAAUUACUGCCAAUCUUCUAAUGCAAUCCGUUGAUGAGGCAAUUGACCUGGUAUCCCGUGAGGCUUUGUGCGACUGGAACGGUUUAAAAUCCAAUAUAAAUAUGCCAAAUUAUUACAAGUUUCUUCAAUCGAGCAUUGUCCCACAAAAGCUUGUCACAUAUUUCACUGUCGAGAGACUAGAAUCUGCAUGCUAUAUUUGUGCUGCCUUUCUCCGUGCACAUAGAAUCGCACGACAGCAAAUACACGAUUUUAUUGGAGACAGUGAAGUUGCAUCCAUUGUAAUUAGAGAAAGUGAGCAAGAAGGUGAGGAAGCGAGAAAGUUUCUGGAAGAUGUUCGUGUUACAUUUCCUCAGGUAUUGCGCGUUGUGAAAACUAGACAAGUCACGUACUCUGUGCUGAAUCAUUUGGUUGAGUAUGUUCAUAAUCUUGAGAAGAUUGGUUUAUUGGAAGAAAAAGAGAUGACCCACCUUCAUGAUGCUGUCCAGACUGACUUAAAAAAACUCUUAAGAAACCCUCCCCUGGUGAAAAUUCCAAAGAUACGUGAUUGGAUAACUGCCAACCCUUUACUUGGAGCCCUUCCUUCCAAUGUGCGUGAGACACUUGUAGGAUCCACCAAAGAAAUAAUGAAAUUAUCUGGUGCAACACUUUAUAGGGAGGGAUCCAGGCCAACUGGUAUCUGGCUCAUUUCAAAUGGAGUAGUGAAGUGCGAAAGUAAGCUUAUGAAUAACAAUCAUUUGCUACACCCAACUUUUACACAUGGGAGUACUUUGGGCUUGUAUGAAGUACUUGCAGGAAAGCCUUACAUCUGUGAUAUCAUCACAGAUUCUGUGGUACUCUGCUUUUUCAUUGAAACUGAAAAGAUACUUACUGUACUUGGAUCUGAUCCAGCUGUAGAAGAUUUCUUUUGGCAGGAAAGUGUUAUUGUUCUAGCCAAGUUCUUGCAUCCUCAUUUGUUCAACAAACUGUCAAUGCAAGAUUUGAGAGUGCUAAUUGCUGAAAGGUCGACAAUGAAUAUAUACAUAAGAGGAGAAAGUUUUGAAUUACCUCAUCAUUCCAUUGGUUUUCUGUUAGAAGGAUUCAUAAAAUUGCAAGGUACACAAGAAGAACUGCUUACCCAUCCCGCAAUAAUACUGCCACAUGCAGAUCAAAGAAUUCGCCAAUCAGAAACAUCAGGUGCCAUAGGAGCUAGUUUCUUUCAUCAACUGUCUCGGUAUCAGGUAGAGACGAGGGCAAGAGUGAUAAUGUUCGAUGUUUCUGGAUUUGAGUCCAGCAGAACCCUUCAGCGAAGGUCAUCUUCACUGAUAUCACAUUCUGCUGACCAUCCAUCUGGACCUCUAGCUAGAGAGCAUGGUGGUCUAAUGAGUUGGCCUGAGCAUUUUUACAAGUCUAGCCGACAAGUCCAUGCUCUGGAAGAGACUGAUCAACAAGGAAACAAUUUGUCAGCGCGGGCUAUGCAGUUAAGCAUCUUUGGAGGCAUGAUAGACAACAACAGGAGACGACGCCACGGUAGCUUUCCAAGAUUUACCGGAGUAAAGCCAUCUCACAGUCUGUCUUACCCAAGAGUUCCAUCAAAUGGUGCACGACGUCUUGUUUCUGUCAGAUCAGAGGGGUCUUCUACUUUGCGGAAGAAACAUGAUGUGCAAGAGAGCAAACAAGAAAACACUGCUCAAGAUUUGCAGCUACAAGAGAGUCAUGCAAGAGAUGACUCGAGCGAUGAUGAGUCUGGUGCCGAGGAUGAACACAUCGUAAGAAUCGAUUCACCUAGUAGACUCUCUUUUCGCUAUCCUUCUCGAGGAUGAACACAUCGUAAGAAUCGAUUCACCUAGUAGACUCUCUUUUCGCUAUCCUUCUUGAAGCCAUUAGUUCAAUUUGCCUGUAUACCUGUAAUAAGUAAAUUAGCUUUCUUGUCCACUUUGGAAACUGUGCUCAUGGGUUAUUUCUUUUAUUGCCCCUUAAAUUAUGAAUUGGUAUGAUUGAAAGAAAUCAGUAGGGGAACAAUUUUUGUGUGUAUUUUGGAUUGAAUGUGAUUACAGGAAUAAUUAUUAUGUAUUUUAAGGGGAACUAGUUACAAUAAAGAAGGGUUUUUAGGCAA